Scomber scombrus (Atlantic mackerel) is the source of this 4242-nucleotide messenger RNA. RefSeq names its product cytochrome P450 7B1 (gene cyp7b1). NCBI's taxonomy places the organism in Eukaryota, Metazoa, Chordata, Actinopteri, Scombriformes, Scombridae. Gene Ontology annotation, biological process: cholesterol homeostasis; bile acid biosynthetic process. The transcript has 6 exons. Gene Ontology annotation, molecular function: oxidoreductase activity, acting on paired donors, with incorporation or reduction of molecular oxygen; iron ion binding; heme binding. The coding region runs from base 39 to 1610 and encodes 523 amino acids. The record is from RefSeq and is a predicted model, not a curated record.
GUCUCAGAGUCUCAGAGUCUCCGGACAGAAGCAGAAACAUGUCCGUGCUGCUGCUGCUGCUGCUCGGCGUCUUCACCCUGAUCCUGUGCGUGCUCGGCGGCAGAAAGAGGAGAAACGGAGAACCUCCGCUGAUAACAGGCUGGAUUCCUUUCAUUGGGAAAGCUCUGGAGUUUGGAAAAGAUGCCCAUAAAUUUCUGGAAGAACAUAAGAAGAAGUUUGGAGACAUAUUUACAGUCCAGAUAGCAGGUAAAUACAUGACCUUCAUCAUGGACCCUCUGAUGUAUCCAAACAUCAUCAAACAUGGCCGCCAGCUGGACUUCCACGAGUUCUCCAACAAGGUGGCGCCCGUCACCUUCGGCUACCCGCCCGUCAUCAAGGGGAAGUUCCCGGGCCUGCAGGAGCAGGUCAAACGCUCCUUCAAGCUCCUCCAGGGAGACAACCUCCAGCUGCUGACAGAGAGCAUGAUGGGUAAUCUAAUGCUGGUGUUACGGCAAGACCACCUGGACCCGAGGCUGGAGGACCACCUGGACCCGAGGCCGGAAGACCACCUGGACCCGAGGCCGGAGGACCACCUGGACCCGAGGCCGGAGAACGGGGGCGGCUGGAGGACAGGCAGCAUGUACGACUUCUGUAUCUCGGUGAUGUUCGAGGCUACCUUCCUCACCAUGUACGGCAGGCCGGCGGCCGCUCGGCGCCACAGCGGGAUGAGCGUGAUGAGGGAGGACUUCGUCAGGUUCGACAACAUGUUCCCGCUGCUCAUCGCUCAGAUCCCCAUCUGGCUGCUGGGGCGGACCAAGGCCAUCCGAGAGAAGCUGAUCAGCUGCUUCCUGCCGCAGAGCAUGUCCUGCUGGUCCAACACGUCUCAGUUCAUCAGGGAGAGAUCGCGGCUGUUCGAUCAGUACGACUCGCUGAAGGACUUCGACAAAGCAGCUCAUCACUUUGCCAUCCUCUGGGCGUCCGUGGGGAACACCGUCCCCGCCACCUUCUGGGCGAUGUACUACCUGGUGAGUCACCCCGAGGCUCUGAGCGUCGUGCGCCAGGAGAUCCAUGAUGUCCUUCAGCUAAGCGGCGUCGAGUUCGGCAGCGACCGAGACGUUACGCUCAGCAAAGACCAGCUGGAGAAACUCUGCUACAUGAACAGCUCCAUCAGCGAGAGCCUCCGCCUGUCCUCGGCCUCCAUGAACAUCCGCGUGGCUCAGGAGGACUUCAGUCUGCGUCUGCAGGGCGAGCACUCAGCGGAAGUCAGGAAGGGAGACAUCAUCGCCCUGUACCCUCAGAGCAUGCACAUGGACCCCGAAAUCUACGAGGAGCCACAGACGUUCCGGUUCGACCGCUUCGUGCAGGACGGCCGAGAGAAGACGGACUUCUUCAAGGACGGACAGAAGCUGAAGUAUUACCGCAUGCCGUUCGGCUCGGGCUCCUCCAAGUGUCCCGGACGCCACUUCGCCGUCAACGAGAUCAAACAGUUCCUGUGUCUGAUGCUGCUGUACUUUGACAUCGAGCUGGAGGAAGGGCAGAGCAGAGCCACUCUGGACUCCAGCAGAGCCGGACUCGGCAUCCUGCUGCCGACCACAGACGUCCGCUUCCGCUACAGACUGAGAGCAGCUUAACCGAAACAGUCAAAGGUCCCUCAUUUCAAAUGUAAGUGUCACUGUUGCAGCUUCUCAAUGCAUUGUGGGAAAGCAGGAAACACAGGAUGGACCAGAGACGUGAGAAAGGGAAGACAGCUUUUCUAAUUAAAACCCUCAAAAUGUUGAUAUUCUUCAUAACUUUUUAUUCUUUGGAGCAAAACUUUGACAUGUUCAAUAACACUGUGUUCAGUAGCAGAUAAUAAAGCAGCACUGUACAAUAAGACUCCACUUAUAAAGGAUUUAUAAUGGUUGUAAGUGAGUUGUUAAUUAGACUGUAAACACUUCAUAAAGCAUUAAUUAACAGUUAUAAAUGAGUUAUAACCCUAUUUCCCAUUCAUCAGUGCAGGGUCACUAUGUCUGCGAUACUACUGUGUUUAUAUCAUCCAUCCUUAUAUCCUCCGUCCUUCCUUCCUUUCCUUCCUCCCUUCCUUCUUUCCUUUCCUUAAACAUCUGGGUUAAAUAGUCAGUCAGAUUCUACCCCAUCUAUCUCAUAUCAUUGUGAGCAUUAAUUUAUGAGUUAUAGAUAUUUAUGACUGCUAACAGGAGCUUUAUAAAGUGGGAAACACUUCUAACUGCUAACAGUGAGGCUUGUUUUAAAGUUUAAUACACUCAAACAUUUAUGAGUUACUAAUAUUAACAUUUACCAUUUUUGAGAUGAAAUGCAAAGACAGAUGAAACACAAUCAUACUAAACUGUUUAUUCACUCAUUAAUAAACAGUGAUGACUUUUAACACACUUUACAAUAAGGAUCCUUUUACUCAUGAAUAAAUAAAUGCUCAUAGUUUGAUGCUCAGAAACAUGAAGAGAAACUGAAACCAAAGAUGCUGCCUGAUAAAGGAAACGCUGAGAAUACAGAUACAUAUGGGAUCACUAUUUGAGUUAUAAUAACAGCUUAGUAAUGAUUUAGAAAGUGUUCACAACCUAAUUAACAAGCCAGUUAUAAACCAGUUAUAAGGAGGCUUGUUGUAAAGUGGAGCUGAUGAUCCAGAGGUAGAAUACUGUACGAACUGAUCCGUCCGUCAGGCUGCAAACUGAACUCUAACUACAUCAUGUUGUGUUAUUACUGUUUGUCUCUGCUGUUAAUGAACACACGCUCGUAGUGCUGCUGCUGAACUGGACGGUGUUCCUAUUAUUUUGUCCAUCACAUUAACAUACAACCAUUGUUUUAAAUGUCUAUGGAAUCAGACGGCAGCUCUUAAAAUAUAACUACUCACCCGAUGAAACUGUGUUUUAUAUGUUUAUGAUGUGACCCACAGCAGUGAACUACGUGCUGCUUUCAUGCUCUGCUGUUCAGUCACUAAUCGAUCUUCAUCUUUACUGACUGAGAAUUAAUGUAAAUGUUUUUUUACAUAGUUUUAUUACUGGAGAAUUUAACGUCUGUACAGUCAACUUUAAACUAAACAUGUAAAAUGAGAAUAUUCUUUUAACCUUCCUGUCGUCCUCCAGGGUCAAAUUGACCCCGUCUGUUUUGACUUCCUCCUUUCCUUCCUUCUUCCUCCCUUCCAUCCUUCCUCCCUUCUAUCCUUCCUUCCUCCUUUCCUCUCUUCUUCCUACCUUCCAUCCUCCCUCCUUCCUUUCCUUCCUUCUUCCUUGACUCGAGGACAACAGGAGGGUUAAAUGUUUUUUGUAAUUUAGACAGAAACUGUAUGUUUCCUGUAUUCAACUGUCAAAGUUAAACACUAACAAGCAGAGUGAAUCUAAUGUUGAACUUUGUUGUUUUAUUGAUGCAGUUUUUUUUCUUGUAUGAUGUAAUUUUUGAUUUUAGAUCAUUUUCAGAUCCACAAAAUCUAAAAUAGACCAAAUAGAAAUCUGCAGAUCUCAAACACUGCAGCAAGAAAGCUCAGAAGAACUAAAAACACUAAAUAUUAACAGUACUUCUGUGUUUUAACUGUUUUAAAGAUGAUUUAUAACAUCUGUAAUCCUGAUUUAUGCUGCAGUUUAAAGACUUUUAUCUUCACUCUGUUGCCUUUAAUAGCUGCUAAUACUCUGACUCUGUUUUAAUUCAAAUGUUCUUUUAUACCUUUUAAAAUCUUUAUUUUUCUUUGCUGUUUCGUGUAAAGCACUGAAUUGUCUCUGUGUGUAAAACCUGCUUUAUAAAUAAACAAAGUGGACUGAAGUCAGCAUAGACAGCACCAAUAACUCAGAGUAUUGAUCUAUUAUAAUCAUUAUUAUAUUAGUUCUGUUGCAUCUUCCCUCCAUAAGAAGAAUAGACUUCAGGCUGAGGAAGAAUCUCAGCGCCAUCUUGUAUUUUACAAGUGUUUAAGUUCAGUGUUUGCCGUCGACUCUUCCUGAUGAACCAUCGAGACGUUUCCACCAGGUGGUUCAGACUGGGACUUUCUGAUCACAUUUUGAGUACUGAAAAAGGAUUUCACUGUUUUUUUUACCUUCAUCUAGACGACAUUAGCUGAGUCUGCAGCUGCUGGUUUGAGGAUUAAGGGAAGAAGGUUAAUACUUUAUAAUCAGGACGAUAUAUCCAGUAACUGUUCUGUUGUGUAAAAUGUCUAAACAGUGAAAAUCGUGUCAUUACAACGUUUACAAACUGAUAUUUAUCAUCAGUCAGAACAGUGAAAGAUGUUCCGUUAAAAGAUGAAACUAAACGAGGCUAAAUGAC